GGAACAAGAUGUCUGUUUUUUGGAUAGUGCUGCUGGGUCUCUUAUCCCUGUGCCAUGCAGCACCGACCAUCGCUCCAACAACGUCCCCUGAGGACCAAGAUCUGGCCGAGGGAUAUCUCUCUCAGUUCUACGCUGAUGUUGGGAUGACGAACUCAACAGUACGAAGAAUCAGACACAACAAUUUCACUCAGGAUCUCCAGGCUAUGCAGGCCUUCUUUGGCCUGGAGGUGACUGGCAUCUUGGAUAAGGAGACUGUAGAUGUGAUGAAGGCACCGAGGUGUGGAGUGUCAGACAUAAGCCGAUAUGGACACUUCCCUGGGAGACCCAAAUGGAACAAAAGGCUGAUUACAUACAGGAUCACUCGGUACACUCCAGAUCUGACCCAGCGUCAGGUGGACACAACCAUCGCUCAGGCCUUCCAGCUCUACAGCGACGUCAUCCCCCUGGACUUCAAACAGGUCACCAGUGGUACUGCGGACAUCAUGAUCCUGUUUCAGGGCGGAUACCACGGGGACUUUUACCCUUUCGACGGAGCGGGUGGAGUCUUGGCUCAUGCUAACUCUCCUGGACAAGGUCAGGGAGGUGAUACGCAUUUUGAUGAUGAUGAAAGCUGGACUCUGACCCAAAGAGGUGUGAAUCUGCUGCUGGUGGCUGCCCAUGAGUUUGGUCAUGCUCUGGGCCUGGAUCACUCCAGAGACAGACGUGCACUGAUGUACCCUACAUAUCAAUAUGUCAACACAAAUGGGUACAGGCUACCAGAUGACGACAGACGUGGUGUUCAAGCCCUUUAUGGCAGCCGUACAACAGUCCCCACAACAGCACCAAAACCUGAACCACCUCCCAGUCCAGAACCAGAAGAUCCAACAGAACCUCCAAACCCCGCAGAUGAACAAUGCAACCGUGACCUGGUGUUUGAUGAUGCUACCUCCAUCAGGGGAGACCUGUACUUCUUCAAAAAUGGAUACUACUGGAGGAAGAGUUCAAGUUUCCAAGGAAUCCGUUUAACUAAAGUGGACAGAAAGUGGCCACGGAUCAACUCUGUGGAUGCUGCCUAUGAAGUCCCGAAUGAAAAUGUGGUGUACUUUUUUGAAGGUCGCCAGUACUGGGGAAUAAGGGCAAUUUCAAAAACAAUAAUGCCAGGCUAUCCAAAGUCCAUCACCAACCUUGGCCUUCCCUCCUCAGUCAGUAAGGUGGAUGCAGCUGUCUAUGUGUCAAGUACUGGAAAAACACUCAUUUUUGUGAAUAAUAAGUACUGGAGCUAUGAUGAGCGUAGAAACCGAAUGGAGAGUGGCUACCCACGAUAUAUCACCCAGGAUUUCCCAGGCAUUGGCUCUAAAGUUGAUGCAGCCUUUGAGAAUUAUGGAUAUCUGUAUUUCUCAGACGGCCCCAGACAGAGCGAGUACUACCUGCCAUACAGGAGAGUGAUGCGUGUUCUGCUCAACUACGGCUGGCUCAACUGCUACUGAGAACCCACAUGUACCACAUCAGAACCAGUGCCAUUCAAAAUGCACACUGUAGUUACAGCAUUACAAAGGAGCCUUGUAGUAUAUGUUUGUAUGAUAUGGAGAGAAGUUCAGCUAACUGUAGUUCACCUACUGCUAGUUGUCAUUUAACAGGGCCAGUGAAUGAUUAGCGGUAGCGAUCAAUUCUGUAAAUGAUCUUUGACCCUUUUUUAAAAUGCUGUUGUUUUCUGUAUGAAACUUGCAAAUAUUGAUGAUGGAUGAAUUUGCUCGGAACUCUUCAAUGAUGCUAAAUAACACAAUUUCAGGCAUAGAAUAAGCUGUUUAAAAGCUGUCUUCUGAGUUCAUGCAAAUUAUACAAAUAAAUGUUGAA
This is a messenger RNA of Acanthochromis polyacanthus (spiny chromis), 1833 nucleotides long. Its product is annotated as collagenase 3-like. The record is from RefSeq and is a predicted model, not a curated record. Lineage: Eukaryota; Metazoa; Chordata; Actinopteri; Pomacentridae. Gene Ontology annotation, biological process: collagen catabolic process; proteolysis; extracellular matrix organization. Gene Ontology annotation, cellular component: extracellular matrix. Gene Ontology annotation, molecular function: metalloendopeptidase activity; zinc ion binding. The transcript has 11 exons. Bases 9 to 1466 code for a protein of 485 amino acids.